Plasmodium relictum is the source of this 861-nucleotide messenger RNA. RefSeq names its product 50S ribosomal protein L22, apicoplast, putative (gene L22). NCBI's taxonomy places the organism in Eukaryota, Apicomplexa, Aconoidasida, Haemosporida, Plasmodiidae. The transcript has a single exon. Gene Ontology annotation, molecular function: structural constituent of ribosome. The record is from RefSeq and is a predicted model, not a curated record. Bases 1 to 861 code for a protein of 286 amino acids. Gene Ontology annotation, biological process: ribosome assembly; translation. Gene Ontology annotation, cellular component: large ribosomal subunit; ribosome.
AUGAUUUUUAUAUGGAAAAUAAUUAUAUUGUUUAUUCUGCAAGUAAUAACAUAUCGCGAAGUAUUUGUUUGUAGUUUCGCCUUUAAUGAUAAAAAGCAUUUUACAUACUUAAAAUAUGGAAAUCAAAUAAUAAAUAGAGAUAUAACUUUUAAGGAUCACAAAAAAAAAUAUUAUAAUGUUUCCUUUUUAUUGAGAACAACUUCUGGAAUUCAAGAAGAAAAUAAAUUAGAUGAAAAUUUUUGCGAAAUUGAAAACUUUGAUGAAAAGAGAAGUUCUUUAUGUGAUGAAAUGGACUUGUUUCAAAAUGAUGGAAUACAAUUAAAGCAGUGGUAUUCACCAGAAAAAGUAAAAGAAAAAUGGAAAGAAAAACAUAUUGAAAAUAUUAAAAGUAAUUAUAAAAAGGUAUUAUUAAACAAUAAAUAUAAUGAAUUAUUUAACAUGUAUAGAAAUGUAAAUAAUAAUAAUGUAGAAAAUUUUAAAAAAAGAGUAAAAACUAAUAGAAUAAACCCUGUAAUUUAUGUUAAAAAAAGGUUAGUUUCUGCUACAGCUAAAUAUAUAAAAAUGUCAUUUAUUAAAACAAGAAAAAUUUUAUGGAAAAUAAGAUAUAUGCCAAUAAUUAAAGCAUUUGCAUUUCUUUAUUAUUAUGGAACUAAUAAAUAUACAGUUAAUAUUUACAAGUGUAUAAAAUCUUGUUUACAUAAUGCUAUUAAUAAAUAUGGAAAAAAUAAUAUAAAACCAGUUUUUCAUACUCUUCAAGCUAAUAUGGGUGGAUAUACAAAAAAAAUUAACAUAAGAGCAAAAGGUAAAACAGAUAUUAUACGUGAACCUCAUACACAUAUACGUGUUGUUUUAGAAGUUUGA